Molecule: messenger RNA, 1216 nt
Organism: Alosa sapidissima (American shad)
Lineage: Eukaryota; Metazoa; Chordata; Actinopteri; Clupeiformes; Clupeidae
Product: piggyBac transposable element-derived protein 3-like
Exons: 2
Coding region: 355-1197 (280 amino acids)
Source: RefSeq, a predicted model, not a curated record
UUUAUCUGAAUUAUUAGAAUUAGAGAUUCCAUUACAACCAAGUUUGUUGUUACUGAAUGAUGACUCACAGUUUGAAUGUACAGAGAAACAGUGAAAAGUGUGGCUUGCAGGCCUAACAGCAGCAAAAAAACUAAUUGUUCAGAGGUGGCUCCUCUAUGGGACUUCGUCAUUUAUAAAUUAUGCUUCAAAAAACAGCUUUAAAAAUAACACAAGCCUCUAACCAAUCAUAUUGUACCUUAAAUUUGUCAUCUAAAAUCCCCUCUAACCAAUAAAAUCAAAGAUUAUCUGAUGUCAGGAUGUCAUGUGAUGCAACAAGGAAGUACAGGAGACAAGAGCACAUGUUAGGUCACAUGCAUGACUAGCAUCAUGGAAGUGUCCAAGUUUUAUGGUAAGGUGAGAGGGACAGCUAUGCCUAUUCCUGCGGGCAGUGAGGACAGUGAAUCCAGCAGUGAUGAGGACGAGGUAGUUGUAAGAGUGGAGCCCAGUGUAAGCAAUGAGCAACAGGAAGACAGCGACAAUGAGGGAGAUGGUAGUAACGAAGGACAGGACGAGAAUGAGGAGCCAGACAGUGAGGAGGCUCUUCAACCAGGGAUAGGCCGUAGGUUGUUGUGGAAGUCAGCGAUCCGUGCCCAUUACCCAGUCCCUGCCUGGAAGAUAUGUCUGGCCACAGCAGAAAGGGUGCAUUCACCAACCUAUUGUUUUAGGCAGAUGUUCUCCCCUGAGUGCUUCAAACACAUUGUAGAGCAGAUCAAUCUCUACUCUGUACAGAGCAAUGUAAACGCACCCCUGAAUUGUUCAGAGAAAGAGAGAGAGCAGUUCAUUGGCUGUGCCUUUCAUAUGGGCAUUUAUGGUGUUCCUGCACAACACAUGUGCUGGCAGACACACUCUCGCAUUGACAAAAUUGCUGAUGCAAUGCCAAUGAGAAGAUGGGAACAGAUCAAAGCCAACCUCCAUUUCAAUGACAACACUAUGGAGGGCCCUCAUAAUCUAGGCCAAGAUCCGCUCUUCAAGAUCAGACCAUUUCUUGACUUUACAGUUGAGACCAUGAGAAGCAUCCCUUUGACUGAGCAUCUAAGUAUUGAUGAGCAAAUAAUCCCGUUCAAAGGGAAGAGUCAUUUGAAAAACUAUAACCCCAAAAAGCCCCAUAAAUGGGGUUACAAGGUGUAUGUGCUCUGUGACUCCAAGGGUAUGGCAUAAGAGUGUAGCAUCCAUAAUA